This is a messenger RNA of Acanthopagrus latus (yellowfin seabream), 7523 nucleotides long. RefSeq names its product zinc finger, MYM-type 2 (gene zmym2). NCBI's taxonomy places the organism in Eukaryota, Metazoa, Chordata, Actinopteri, Spariformes, Sparidae. Bases 150 to 4358 code for a protein of 1402 amino acids. The transcript is spliced from 25 exons. Gene Ontology annotation, molecular function: zinc ion binding. The record is from RefSeq and is a predicted model, not a curated record.
CAUGCGUAGUGCGUCAUCUGCUCAUUAGACGAUCUUCGGACGGAAAGUGGAAAGUUCUAUGUUGUGCGCACGCGCUCCCCGGGAUUAAUAUCAAGGCACAAAAGUGGCGCUACACCGCUCCGAGCUGUACUCCGGUGGCUGCCUGAGCGAUGGACGGGGAGUCAGAACCAAACCCUGUCGUAGCAGAAGAGCCAGGGGAGCAGGUGGAACCCAUGGAUGCCACUCCCUCCCCCCAGCAGCAGACCACGCCCCCCUCAGAGGAGGCCGGGGAGGCAGUUUCCAUGGAAACAGAAGAUGGAGCCACAAAGGAGGGUGGCACAGAGGACACUGAUGAUGAUGUGGUUCUCGUUGGAGAGGAGGCACCCCAGCCUUCUGCCACAACACUUUCCCAAGACACACCCAACACAGACUGCCUCGAGCCAGCUGCUAGCGGGACAACUGUAGACAUGUCCACAGCAGCAAUGCCUUCAAAGACCAUUAGUUCUCCUGCGUCUUCCAGCUCAUCUAUGGUGGCAGCACCGCCUAAACCUCCAACCACAGCAGUGGAGCCUAUUGUCAUUGAUGACGAGGAGGACUCUGAACAGAAAGACGCUUCCCCCUCCUCACCAGCUCACCCUGGAGGCUCCUCCACCCCCCACUCGCCAGGUGUACUCAGCAGCACUGAGCCUGAUUCAGAGAUCAGGAUCGCCAGUGUCACCACACUGGGCUCCAGUGGCCAGAAAGAAUGCUCCACUGUUUCUGCAUCAAAUACUCCACCACAUCCAGCAGACAUCCAGGCAGACAUGAACCUGAUGAUAACCUCUGUGACAUCACUGCAUGGUGGUGCGCCAUCUGAAACAGGGGCAGGUGAAGGCCAGGCAGAGGAAAACGGUCUGCAGAUCAGCAGUGCAUUCAGCCUGAAUCCUGACACCCCACCUGGUCGACCAACUGCCUCCUUCAACCCUGGGCGGGGCUCAGGCCCCAUGGGCCAGCUGGUGCAGAAUGGAGACACAGGGACUCACAACAGAGCAGACUCGUGGAUCUCCCAAUCAGCUUCAGUCCCUCGCAACCAAAAACAGACAGGGGUCGACUCUCCGUCACCCGCCACUUCCCUGCCCAAACCUCCUGGCCAGUCUUCCUCAUCUACUUCCUCCUCAGGCUCCCAGCCACAACCCAGGACAGUCAAGGUGACCUGUGCUAACUGUAAAAAGCCACUGAAGAAAGGACAAACAGCGUACCAGCGUAAGGGCUCCACACACCUGUUCUGCUCCACCACCUGUCUGUCUGCCUUCUCGCACAAACCCGCCCCCAAGAAGAGCUGCACCAUGUGCAAAAAGGACAUCACAAAUAUGAAGGGUACCAUUGUGGCCCAGGUUGACUCCAGUGAGUCUUUCCAGGAGUUCUGCAGCACCGGCUGCCUGGGUGCAUACGAAAACAAGCAAAACCCGCCCAAGUCGGGUCUCAAAACCAAAUGUACUGUCUGCGGCAAGCUCACAGAGAUCCGGCACGAGGUUAGCUUUAAGACUGUGACCCAUAAGAUCUGCAGCGAUACAUGUUUCAACGUUUACCGCAGGGCCAACGGCUUGAUCAUGAACUGCUGUGAGCAGUGUGGCGACUACCUGCCCAGCCGAGCGACAGCCAACCACUUCCUGCUGGUCGAUGGCCAACAAAAACGCUUCUGCUGCCAGAACUGCAUCAGGGAGUACAAACAGGCACACAGUAAACUUGCAAGCUGCCUGACUUGCAAAACACUGAUCAAAACAGGCGAGGUUCUCCACAGCCUCGGAGCGGGUGGCACCAUGGGCUCCUACUGCUCCGUCACCUGCAUGAAUAAGGGCAAACUCACGACAACUUCCUUCCUCAACACAGAGCCCACGUGUCACUUCUGUAAGAGGAAUUCAUUACCACAGUACCAGGCCACGCUGCCAGAGGGAAACAUCCUCAACUUCUGCAGCUCACAGUGCGUUACCAAGUUCCAGAAUGCUACUCUUCAAACAGCCACCAAUGGUCAGACACCUGUCUCCACAACUAACAACACAGUCCAGCUGAAAUGCAACUACUGUCGCGGAACAUUCAGCUUGAAGCCCGAAACUCUGGAGUGGGAGGAUAAGGUCUACCAGUUCUGUAGUAAGGCAUGCUGUGAGGACUACAAGAAGCUCCACUGCAUUGUGACGUUCUGUGAGUACUGCCAAGAGGAGAAGACGCUACAUGAGACUGUUAAGUUCUCGGGGGUCAAGAGACCUUUCUGCAGCGAAGGCUGUAAGCUGUUAUAUAAGCAGGAUUUUAUCAGGCGAUUGGGUCUGAAGUGUGUAAGCUGCAACCACUGCAACCAGCUGUGUAAGAGAGCCGUGACCCGGCAGCUUGGCGGCAUGACACGGGACUUCUGUGGCGAGACCUGUGCCAAAAAGUUUAACGACUGGUAUUUCAAGGCAGCAAGGUGUGACUGCUGUAAGGUGCAAGGUAACCUGACAGAGUCUGUGAUGUGGAGAGCUGAGAUGAAGCAUUUCUGUGAUCAGGAGUGUCUGUUGAAGUUCUACUGCCAGCAGAAUGAGCCCAUCAUGGUCACACAGAAAGGCCCUGAGAACACCACCCUAGGGUUUGAAAUGCAGGGCGCCAAACUAGGGUUGGUGAACCAGGGUACUGUGGCAUAUGCAGGUGGAGGUUUAAUGAGAGAUGUCAAGAACAAGGCAGUGCUCUGCAAGCCGCUCACCCUGACCAAGGCGACAUACUGCAAGCCACACAUGCAGAGCAAACAUUUACAGACAGAUGUAGACGAUGGUGUGAAGAGGGAGUAUAUCCCUGUACCCAUACCGGUGCCCGUUUUCAUCCCCGUGCCAAUGAAUAUGUAUUCCCAGGUCACUCCUUCUCCAGUUUCUCUUCCUGUACCGGUCCCUGUGCCUGUGUUUCUGCCCACCACCCUGCAGGGGGCGGAGCAGAUCAUCCAGAGCAUCAGUGAGCUAAAAAACAAAGUGCCCUCUGACCCACUAGAGGCCGACCUGCUCUCCAUGGCUGAGAUGAUUGCAGAGGAGCAGAAGCCAGAGGUAAAGCCGGUGAAGGUGAAGAAGGAGUGUAAAGGGGAGGAGUCCUCCAGCAGCAGCUCUGAGGAGGGGGAGAAGGAGGAAGAGGAGGAGGAGGAUGACAAGUAUGAGCCCGACCUGGACCUAGAGGCAGACUUCCCUCAAGCCUCGGAACCUGUUCCUGCCCUGGAGGGAAUGGAUGAAGACAUGGGCUUCUCUCUACCUCCAGUCCUGACAGAGGAGAAGGAGGAGCCAGCGGAGUCAACACCUCGACCACAGCCCAGGAAACAAGGAAACAAGAGGCUGGCAGUCGAGGAGAGCUCCGAACCAGUCUCGUCCUCCUCUUCACAUCCAACAGGCAAACAGUCAGAAGGUCGAUCGCUGCCUCUCAAAGCCCACUAUGGUAUCCAUGCCUGGAAACGAUGGGCACUGUCUUCUUCUGACCAGUCAGAUGACACCAAAGGAAAGGACAGAUCCAAACAAGCUCCUGCAGCCCGGACUAAAAGUAACCUGCUGUCGCUGAGUUCAGAGGAGCUGAACAUGGCUCUGUCCCGGUUUGUCAGGGAGGUCUGCAGGCCAAGCGGGGAGCGCUACUCUCCAGACAGCAUCCUCUACCUCUGUCUGGGCAUCCAGCAGCAUCUCCACGCCAGAGGCCGCAAGGAUGACCUGUUUAGUGACCCAUGCUACCAGCAGUUUGGAGAGGAGCUUAACAAGGUCCUGAAGGACUGGCAACCCAGUGUGCUUCCUGAUGGCUCGCUGUGGGGUCGGGUGGAGGAGCAGAGCCUGUGGAGCAGCCGGCAGCUCGGGGAGCAGAGUCCCACCGCUCUGCUGCGCUCUCUGGUUUACCUAAACACCAAAUACUUCGGCCUGCGCACCGUGGAGCAGCACCUCCGCCUCUCCUUCGCCAACGUCUAUGGCCCUGACACCGUCCAUCCUGUCACCAAGGAGACCAGCGUCUGCAUCCGCGUGCCUUCCAUUUCUCAGGAUCACCAUGUGCAAACAGAGUCGAGGAAGAGGAAGCGUAAGUCGGAGGACGGAGAUCAGGACUAUGAAUCAGACAAUGACUCAGGAGGCUCCACUGUACGCUGCCCGGUUAAGAAGCACGAGUGUGACCUAUAUGACCUCUACAGAUCUAAGUGCCCAGCGUUGUUACGGGAGCGCCUCGAUGUCUUCUACGUUCAGCCGGAUCCAGCGUGCAGUCCAGAUGACCCGCUGUGGUUCAGCUCCACACCGCUGGAGCGACGGAUCCUGGAGAGCCUCCUCACCAGAGUCCUCCUGGUCAGGGACAUUUACACAGACAGACAGCACCUGGAGGACGACGGGGAGGAAGAGGACAGGGGUGACGCAGCUGGGGGAGAGUAGCAGCUGCUCCGACACUCAGCUGAGGAUAGCUAGUGUGUGCUCGCCUCCCCUGUCUUAUUGUCUUGUCCUCCUUCACCUCCUCGCUGACUUGCUGUGUCCUCCUGGUGAGGGGCGUCCAGAACAGGGAACUUGAGAUGAUAACGAGGAGUGGCAAAGAGCAGCCCGAACUUGUACUCUGGCAGAAGAGGAAAUAAUUUCCCCUCCAGUCAUAAAGAGGGGGAUGGGCACAGAUGUGUCCUGGUGUGUGAUGAGGACAUGUUCAGAUUAAAAGGACGAUGAGUAAGAGAUGGAGGUGGUGGAGCUGUUAUUUGUCAUCUUUGGUCAAACAAAGUUAAAUCAGGUAGAAAACAAAGUGUAUUAACAGUUAUCAUGAUAUUUUGAAAAAAGAUUUUCGUUGUCAACCAUUCUGAGGGCUUAGUGUGUUUAUAAAAGCAGCUUAAUUAAAUAUUUAAACUUAAAACAGCACUGUACCAUGUUCAGCAAAGGUCAUCAGCAGCCACCAGCAGGCUACAAGGAGGAGCUACAGACACAGGUGAAGGGACAGGAUGUGAUGACGGUCGCUCUGUGGAUUGGACGGAGGGAAUGGCGUGCUCAUUGUGAAGAGUUUCUUCCUUUUAAAAAGAAUGCAGGCCGGAGUUCUGGAUGAAACCAGAACCACUACUUGGAGGGAGGGGAUGCUAUUCCUGUACAGUUGGAAGUUGGAAAUUCCCAGCUAGAAGAUUGAAAUUCCAUCUUGGACAUAAUUUAUAAUAAUAACUUGGUAAUGGUGGCAAUUUAUAUUCCACAUAACUGUUUUAAAGGAUAAUGACUAUCUUCUACUUAUGGUCGGUGGAAAGCUUCACAUCUCUAACAAUGUACUUGUCCAGUGCUGCUCCACUGAUGGGCUGUGAACAGUUGACACAAAAGUGACAUUUUCUCUGUUUAGCAAAUAUUUACUUUAGUAAAUUUUGCAGGUCAGCGUUCACAUGACUGGGGAUGAUGUGUACAUUAGAUUAACACAGGGCUAAACUACCACCAACAGUGUCACUUUUGAGACACAAGUGAUUUGCUGUUAAUAUUUAUUGAUCAUCAGAGACAUUACAUUACGCCCCUUUUCAGCAGGCUUGUGUAGGCCAAGUUCAUAGAACAGAACUGCAUAUUUAUGCAGGGAAUACUUUGAUGUCACUAAAUUUGGCGGACCGAUUAUGGGAUUGCCAUGCACAGACCGCCCCCCCCCCACAGACAAAAUUCAGAAUUUAUCUUUCUCUAGCUUCCCACAUGUUACAGUGCUGAUGGUACAGUUAUAACAUUUUUUGUCACAACUUUUGGUAAACUGUGUGUGUUAAACUUAGUCUAAAGUGAAUUUUGAUGCCCAUUAGCCCUACAUAGCUUCACUUUCAAAGUACUAGCUGUGUCAAAGUGCGUAAUGAAAAAACCUCCAGUUGGGAGUUUCCAACAUCUCUUGAACGCAGCAUAAGACCAGCAGUCUCUUCCUCUCAGCUGUAUGACACAUCUCCAUUAACUGGGCUGCUUUCAUUCCAUCUUAUCAUCCUGCUCACUGCUCUUCCUCUGUCAGUACUGCUCUCAGGCAAAACCGCUGCACCACAGAGGACUUCAGCUCAGAGCAGCAGGAGUCGGGACUGACUAAACGUUGUCAUCUCUCGUCAGACGGACCUGACUGUCUUUUGGUGUGGGGUAAAGGCAACCUACCAACAUGCUGCAUUUCUUUAGGGGGUGCUGGGAGAUCAUUCAUGCGAUGUAGCAUUACAUGCAUACUAAGCCCAGAUUGGGUUGCUUUGAAGUGUAAAUAUCUCUGAAACAAGGCGGUCAUUUGAGAUGGAGUCGGCACAGAGGGACACUGUUUGGGGGGGAAGAAAAAAAAACCUCCAACCGAAACCUUCAGCUUGAAAACCCGCCUCCCAAAAAGCCUUUUUAAAAAGACUGAUUAUUUAUUUCUCUUUUUAUUAGUUUGCGUGUGUUUACGUUGGGGUUGGGUUUUUCUGGGUGCCAUUUCCAUCUCAACCGUCAUUCUUUGAAAACCUGCUGCAGUCCCCCCACCCACCCCUGCCUCUCUGGUCCAUGAAAGGGUAUCCUCCAGGAUCCUGUUUAACAUGAAGGACACAGAUUGUUCAGAACUCAAGACAAUUUUGGAAUGUUUCCUUCCUGCUUUUGUCCUUGUGUUCGUAUUAUCCUGGUGUUUCUCAGUUACUUUUGAACUUAAUAUUGAUUUAGAUUGAAAACUGAGGACUUGUUAAUACUGUAUGUGCCCUACUCUUCCCAGCUGUUUUAGAGUGCUAGCAAGAUUGUGGUUAAGAAUUGGGACUGAUUUGUUUCCUUUUUUCACAAACUUAAAGCAUUUAUUUUUCCAGGCUACACAGUCCAUUAAUUUCUUUUUCUUUCUUUUUUUUUUUUUUUUAAUGAAUACGGUUAAAUUCCCCCCCCCCCCUUUUUUUUUUUUUUUUACCUUUUGAGUUUCAUUUGAAUUUAUUUUCUGAUUGUCUAAAUAAAUGGGAGAAAGUGUCUUCAAGUUAAAAUCAAGUGAAGAUUUUUGAUUUUUUUUUUUUUUUCUACUUUGUCCUUGAUCAUUUUCUCUUGAUAGAGACAAUACUAUGAGAUGUAAAGCUGGCUAAAACUGACACCAAACAACCAGAUCUUAGAAUAUAAGGAACACCCUCCAGAUGUAGGGUUUGACCCACCAGAAACAUAAUGUCUCAGCAUGGUCCAUGUCACUGCUCCUGGGUGAAGUGGAUUCACCUGGCCAUCAUGGUCAGGUGAAUCCACAGAUCUACAGAGCAGGUGUUUCUAUUAUUUUGUACACUUGACUGCAUUUGUUGGUCUAGAACUGAAGUAUAACAUUUCAGGAACAAAGUGGAUUUAGAGGGAGGACAGGUCUGGAUUUCUGACACCAGAUCUGUCCCCUUUUAAAUUUGACUGUGGAACUUCAACCUGACACAGGAAGAGAGGACCCUGGUGACCCUGGCUGAUUCUCCUGCUGGACUCCGAGGCAGUGACCAAACCUGCCACGGGUUUGGACCUACAGUAGUCGCUGUGGCUGGCUUUAAUGCCUAAUGUGAAUGUGCCUAUCUGUAUAUACUGAAAGUGAGUGAUUGUGACUUGAGUCUGAUGCUAUGUGUGUGGGCUGAUCUGCUGAUACGGUCAUGUUAAAUAAAUGGUUUCAUUUUCUAA